This is a messenger RNA of Etheostoma cragini (Arkansas darter), 1138 nucleotides long. RefSeq names its product transcription factor HES-5-like. Lineage: Eukaryota; Metazoa; Chordata; Actinopteri; Perciformes; Percidae. Gene Ontology annotation, cellular component: nucleus. The coding region runs from base 23 to 568 and encodes 181 amino acids. The transcript has 2 exons. The record is from RefSeq and is a predicted model, not a curated record. Gene Ontology annotation, biological process: anterior/posterior pattern specification; regulation of transcription by RNA polymerase II; regulation of neurogenesis. Gene Ontology annotation, molecular function: DNA-binding transcription factor activity, RNA polymerase II-specific; RNA polymerase II cis-regulatory region sequence-specific DNA binding; protein dimerization activity.
UGUGGGACUAUAAAUAGGAGGGAUGAAGCCAGCAGAGAUCAGAUUCUCUCUACAGAGACCUCUACAGCACAGAGAUCCAGACAUGGCACCUACAAUCACUGCAGCAAUGACCAAUUCUCAGGAGCAUCUGACUUUGACCCACAAGCUCAGAAAGCCUCUGGUGGAGAAGUUACGCAGAGAGCGAAUCAACAGCAGCAUUGAGCAGCUCAAGUCUCUCCUGAGUCCAGAGUUCCUCAAACAGCAGCCAGACUCCAAGCUGGAGAAAGCAGACAUCCUGGAGAUGACAGUUUGUGUCCUGAGACGGCUGCAGCAGCAGAAUCAACCUGUGGACUCAGCAGCUGUCGGUCAGGGCUAUUCCAGAUGUGUCCAAGAGGUGACACACUUCCUGUCCAAAGAGCAGGUGAAGACCCAGUCCCAGAGAAGACUGCUGAACCACAUCAACAAGCUGCAGUCUUCCUCUGAUAACAACCUGAGAGAGGCUGACUUCUCUCUUCUGAGCUCCACAGUCCAGACCAGCAUCACCAAAGAGAAGAGUCCAGUCAACAGCGCCGUCUGGAGACCGUGGUAGACACCUCCAGACUGGAGUUACUACCAGACAAACUGAGAUGACCACAUUGGUCAAAGAUUACUGGACUGAUGUCUUUGAAAUGUUAUGGACUUGUUGUUCUUCUGUUGUACAGAAGGUUGUAUUUGCUGUUUAUUUAUUUCCUGAGGAAAUGACAGCAACAAGAUCUUUUGUUAAGAAAGAGAUCAUCUGGUCAUGCAUGUUGCAUGAACCAAAUCUAAUUGCGUCAGCAAUUAUUAUUAUUAUUAUUAUAAUUAUUAUAAUACCACAUUGUACAUCAUGUAAUGUUGGUAUCAGCUAUGGUAACAUCUGUUAUCUUUUGAUUAUUAUUGAUCAUUUUGAUCAGAUACUUUAACUUUGUCCUUUUAAUGGACAUAUUGUCCCCAUGGACUUACCUCACUUUAAUCUCUCCGAUUACUCAGAACUGAUCUGUUGUUAGAUCCUAAUGUUUAUCUUUUUUUCUAAAAGGUUUGCUUAUCAUCACAUUUUUCCUGUGAUCAUUUUAUGACUCCCUUCAUGUCAUGUGUUGACAGAUGGAGAUGUUUAUUACCUCUUGAGAGGUAUUGAUGAUUU